Molecule: messenger RNA, 1431 nt
Organism: Ipomoea triloba (trilobed morning glory)
Lineage: Eukaryota; Viridiplantae; Streptophyta; Magnoliopsida; Solanales; Convolvulaceae
Product: protein FAR1-RELATED SEQUENCE 5-like
Exons: 4
Coding region: 1-1431 (476 amino acids)
Biological process (GO): regulation of DNA-templated transcription
Molecular function (GO): zinc ion binding
Source: RefSeq, a predicted model, not a curated record
AUGGAGUUUGUUGAUGGAGCAGCAUCAGUUUGUGAUGAUGAAGGUUUGUCAGGUGGGAUUGGUGGGUCCAAUGAGUGUGUCAUGAAUCUCUCUCCUAGAGGGACAAAAUAUUGGAUCCCGAUUUGUGACAAAGCUAGCCAGCCCUUUGUGGGUCAGCGGUUUAGCAAGUUGGAUGAUGGUGUUGACUUCUAUGUCCGCAUGGAUAAUCACAAGAAAUCAGUGACAUUUGCAGUAGGGUUGAUUGCGAAGGAAGAUAUUGACUCAUAUGUGUGGUUGCUUGAUAAUUUAAAGCAAGCUAUGGGCCACGAGCCGACAUACGUUGUCACCAAUCAAGACCCAUCUUUACGGGUAGCUGUGCUAAGGUUUUUCACGUCUGCACAGCAUCGAUUUUGUAUGUGGCAUAUUAUGACGAAUGUGGGUGAUAAGGUUCGGGCGGUGCUUGCCAAUGAUCAGCCUUUUCGUCAGGAUCUUAACGCUAUUGUGUGGGAUGAGUGUAUAACGAUAGAGCAGUUUGAGUCUAAAUGGCUUCAGAUUAUGGAGGUGCAUGGGCUUGUUGAGCAUAGGUGGCUUCAGUUGAUGUUUGAGUUGCGUGCAUUUUGGAUUCCUGCUUUUUUUCGGGACUUACCUAUGAGUGGUUUGGUGCGGUCUACAUCUCGAUCCGAAUCCCAGAAUAGUUCAUUUGGGGGCUGUACUAAUUGCCAUGCAAGCUUAGUGGAGUUUUUUAUUCACUUUGAAGGUGCGAUUGAUAGUCAAAGGCAUAAGCAGGCUAAGCUCGAUGCUGCAUGUGAGGGAUAUUUGCCCGUGGUUAAGACCCCUUUGGCUAUUGAGCGUUAUGCUGCUUCCGUUUAUACCAUUACUAUUUUUUAUGACGUGCAGGCAGAGAUUGUUGCUGGUUGCUUUGAGUGCCGUGUUUUGUCGUUUGCGGUGGAUGAUGAUGUAAAACGCGUUGAAGUAGAGGGGGAAAAUGGUGUUGUGUGUGUUGUUGUCUUUCAUAUGGCUGAAACUACUGCUUCUUGUUCGUGUUGGAUGUUUGAGCGUGUUGGGUUGCUUUGUAGGCAUAUUUUUCUUGUUUUGAAGGAUGCUCAUGUGGACUCCAUUCCGGCGUGCUACGUUGUUUCUCGGUGGACACAUGAUGUGUACAAGCGUCCGAUUUAUGAUAUAGAUGGUGUGCACGAUGCUUCUGCUUUGCGUGGGAAUUCUAGCAAAAGCGCCAUGAAGGAGGAGUUGAAAUUGUCAUUUGUGGAUGCGGACAGUACUUUGGGUUCGUCUGUGGCUAAGUCUGGUGUCAUUCGUUCCUUUGGUGGGGUGCUUGCGUCUUCAGAGAUUGUUGGCCACCCUCCUACUGUUGCUAAGAACAAGGGGUUUGGGAAGCGGUUCAAAACUGCAAAAGAGCUUGCUCUGGAGAAACACUACCAAAAAACGCGGAAAUAA